Mastomys coucha (southern multimammate mouse) is the source of this 6680-nucleotide messenger RNA. It is a transcript of the gene Tmem74, whose product is annotated as transmembrane protein 74. The record is from RefSeq and is a predicted model, not a curated record. The transcript is spliced from 2 exons. NCBI's taxonomy places the organism in Eukaryota, Metazoa, Chordata, Mammalia, Rodentia, Muridae. Bases 817 to 1734 code for a protein of 305 amino acids.
UCCAAAAUCCUGUGGCUGCACUUGAGGCAGGUGGAUGAGAGGAUGGUGGCCUGGGGACGUAAGGGAGAGAUACAUUCACCUUAGAGAGGCCAGAGCUAGAAGCUCAGGCAGGUAACUGCUUGGAUGGUGGAAACUGUUUUCCAGAAGAGCAAAAACCUGGAGGUGCUGGACGACGCGAACCAAGGGAUGCAAGGACUUCCCUUGAACUACAUUUCCCGGGAUGCUCAGCAGAAGGGAGCACCCCGCCCCGCCCUGCCCCGCCCUGCCCGAUUCGGCGGGCACCGCCCACCCAGCAGAACCCAGCGGCAAACACAGGCUACAAGUGCUGUGGCUAGGAAUAACGGACUUUCUCCGGGUGCCACGCGGACGCGAGUGUUCCCGGCUUCAGCUUUACUGAGUGGCCAAAGCAGAGGAAACUUGCCUUCUCAUUUGAAGGAUUCUGUCACAGGAAAUGUGUGAGUCCCUGGAUAAAUUUGGCUUGGUGACGACAGUGUGCUCUUCCCAGAGAUUCUGCCACAUCUUGCUUGCUCCUUUUCUGCCCUGAUCAGAGUUUCUCACUGCUAACCUCUGGGACAAGUCAGAAGAUUUUCCCCUUCCACGAUCUUCUGUCCCCAGGUUCCCUUCCCUGUUUUUGCCAGUCUGAUGAGAAACUGAGGCCAAGGUGUCUUUAACCAGCUAUGGCUGUAAAGGGGAUGAGGACCAGAGGAACAGGCCUCCCUAUAGUAUGGGAUUAAAUUCUGCCAGACUCUCCUUAUCUAAGUGUGUUGCUACUAGAAACAUUUCUAGAUAUUUCAGGGAGAAAUCUAUCUAGCUCCCAUGGAGCCCCACUCUCUGACUAAGAGAAGCAGUGCAGUGGACCCAUGCAAUGUUGUGGAGUGGAGUUCAGGAGAGACUUCUGGUGACCAUGCAGAAGAGGCAACCAUCAGAUCUGCUCUUUGCUAUCAGAAAAACUCGGCAUCAACACCAAGGGCAGCUGUGGUGGAAGUGUGUAGACUUAAAACUUCUCCAGCAUCCCCAACCUCCUUGCUCCAAGACAAUGCUAUUCAAACAAGCUUCUUCCCAUUGGGACCUCCCGACUCAGAGAACAACCAAGUAAUGGCCAAUCGUAAAGUCUGUAAUUGUUGCAGCCAGGAACUAGAAACUUCUUUUACUUACAUAGAUGAGAAUGUCAACUUGGGACAGAGAAGUCAGAGGUCACCACCAGCCAAAGGCAGUAAUCACCCUGGAGAUCUUGGAUGGGGAAACCCGAACGAAUGGUCUCAUGAGGCUGCCAUGUCUUUGAUGUCUGAAGACGAUGAUGACACAAGUUCAGAAGCCACAUCUUCAGGGAAGUCUGUAGACUAUGGUUUCAUCAGUGCUAUCUUGUUCUUGGUCACUGGUAUCUUACUAGUGAUUAUUUCUUAUAUUGUCCCUCGGGAGGUGACAGUGGAUCCCAAUACAGUGGCCGCCCGGGAGAUGGAACGUCUAGAAAAGGAGAGUGCAAUGUUAGGUGCACACCUGGACCGUUGUGUGAUCGCUGGGCUCUGCCUCCUCACCCUUGGAGGAGUCAUUCUCUCUUGCUUGCUGAUGAUGUCUAUGUGGAAGGGGGAGCUCUAUCGUCGAAAUAGAUUUGCCUCUUCCAAAGAGUCUGCAAAACUCUAUGGUUCUUUCAACUUCAGGAUGAAAACUACUACUAAUGAAGACACUCUGGAACUGUCCUUGGUAGAGGAAGAUACCCUUGCUGUACAGAGUUAGUUCUGAAAUCCUUGAGAGACGGCCAUGCCUUUUAUAUGAAAAAAAAAUUAAGUCAAGUGUGUCCUUUAUUUGUUUAGCAAGAAAAAUGUUCCUCCCACACAAACUAAAAGCCAGUGAGUGUUUUGUUUCCAUGAAUCUUGUGUAAGAAAGCCUAUGUAAGUUGUAAAAGAAACCAUGUCCAGCUAAUCCCUACUUGCUGCAAACUGAAAAUUAAUUCAUCUGAAAUCACCAUGCAUUUCUACUUCUAAACAAAAUACUUCUGCUGACCUUAUAUAAGUGUGGUCUUAUAUAUAAACAUGGAUACUAUCACUAGGGACUAGAAGGGCUCCUGCAUAAUGCAAUUACUUGGCAGUCUAUUCCAUGAAACAUAAGCACUAAUUAAACAGUAAGGCUUACAUUUAACUCCCAAAGGUACUUUUCCAUUUUCUUGCUAAAUUUUCUUCCUGUAAUUUGGCCAAACCCUAAAAUGUAGACUUUGGCAGUGUGAAUAUUUUGAAAUCUAAGGACGUUGGUUAUAUUUUUAAAAGCUAUAAGAUGUUAUAUUUUAAAUUAUUACAAUAUUUAGAGUGACAACUAAGUCAUUAAUAUAUACCAUAUAAUAAAGAUAAUGAUACAAAUCCUGUUUAGACCCAUGUGAGGUUAACAAACUGUUCUCACAAAGUAUUUCCUUAUACCUUCUUUUCUCAAUGAAGUAGAAGUAUUUGAUGAUACAUAGUUUGUUGCACUCAGUUUGAUGACCUGUGACCUUGAAAUCUUUACCACUUCUCAUAUAUGUGUGACUAAGCAUUAGACUUUUGAAACAUAUCUCAUGGCAGCCAUAUGUCCAGACAGGUCUAAACCAUGAGUGGGCCUUGCAUUCUUCCAGGUGGCAGUUUGUGUUGAUGGUUUGGAGUAAACAUUCAUGAUAGUUGAAGCUAGACUCUUGAGAACUAUGCCUAGCAUACACCAUUACUUAAAGAGUCCUUAAGCCUGUAGCCAAAUCUUACACUGGGGAGAGAAAAAAACCCACUAAUUUAGUAGGAGUUGUGUUCCUUAUGAGUCCUGACUCAUCUUGCCAUCUCUAAACAUCAUUCUGAGAACCUUCUACUUCAGACUCUUAAGGACCAUGCCCUGCCUCAUAAAGUGAAAAUGUCUAGUUUAUGGGAAAUACUGUGGGCAAGGUGGUCAGGAAAGGCAUGGGAAGAAAGGCCUCGAAUUCCACUUACGUUCCAUGAAGUGGUCCCACCCUCCCACUUAGGUUUUUUUUAUUAGUAUGUUACAAAGAUUAGCUAUUUCAUGCUUAUAAAAGGACUGGAGCCAGGAAUGGGUGUAAGUGAAGGAAUGAGCUAGUGAGAAAGGUAUUUCAUUGGAGAUUCUUAACAACACUUAAAUCUAAUGCAGAUAUCUGUGUUGUCAUUGAGGAGGAGGGGUGAACUGUAUGAGUUUGGAUAUCUAUAUGAAUGGGUUCUUGUGGCUAUCAGAGCCAUUUGUUGAGUUAGCUUUAAUAAGAGGUAAAGGAGGAAAAUGCAGUAGAUAAAAAUAAGAAAAGUGUGGAAAGUAUGUGUGUGUGUGUGUGUGUGUGUGUGUGUGUGUGUGUGUGUGUGUGUUUCCCCUUUGCCUCACCCUGUAGAAUAGAAUAACUGAUCAUGAAGUCUUGGCUUACUGAGCCACAAAGGACUAGACAGAACUUAUAUUUUGUGCUUGGUUUUUCUGUGAUUCUCCUGUCUUCUGUGAUAAAGGCACAUUCCCAGGAGGUUAAACCUUCUAGAAGUAUAUUCAGUUUCAAACGCUAGUUUGCUUGAGUAACUAUUUUGUAGAUAUUGAAGUAAAACAGGAGUAAUCUUCUUCCUUGGGUGUGUAGAUAUGAGCUGGGUUCAAACUGCAACAGCAAAAUAUGUAAAAUAGAAUUUAAACCCAUUUAAAGCCAGACCUGGUGUAUCAUACCUAGAUCCCAACACUUGGGAGGCUGAAUCGAGAUCAACAAAAUGCCAAGGCCAGUCUGGAUUAUGUAGAGAGUUCCCGUACAGAAUACAGAGUGGGACUAUGUUUCAAAACAUCAAAAUAUAAUAAAAUAUUCAUGAUUAUUUAUAUGAUAUCUCUGAAUUUUGUCUUUAUUUAUUUGUAAGCCAUAAUUAAUUGGUUGCAUAGCAAAUAAGACAGAAGGUUAUUUGUGGUCCAAUUUUCAGUUUUUCAUGACUUUGAAAAUUAAACAUGAAGGCUGUAUUUUCAAUCAUAUAAAACUGAUGAUAAAGGAAGAAAAAAGUCAGAGUUCAUCAUAGAGGAAAAGUUAAUGAAUUCCCCAUGUUGCUAAAUCAUAUAGCUAUGCCUGUAAUGAAAGUAGCACUUUAAAAAACCCCAUUUCGGAAAAGAAGAUUUUAAAUAAAAAGUAAGAAUAUUCCCAUUUCUGCCUUCUCUAAAACUGCUCAAAAACAGAUAGCAUGACAUUUAAGUUCUGCUGAUCUAAGGGAAGACACACCCAAGGGGACCAACUCAGAAAAUCACCCGGAUGCUUUCUUUAGGCUGUGCUGAUGUAAUUCUGAUAACUAGCUUAAUUGACUUUCCUCCAGGUAUUCUAUUUGUAAUGUUCUCACCCAUUCUGUUAAUGCCUGACUUUGAGAUGAUUGCUUGAAUUUAAAAUGAAGCUAAGAAAUAUGGACAUGGCUCAUGUGUACAACGCUUGCCUUGUAUAUGGGAGGCCCUGCGUAGCACCCUCAACACUGCAAGAAAAUAAAGAUAAAGGUAGCACAGGGAAAGAAAAAUCCUGAAUUUUCUGCACUUUCUGCAUUGUAUUGAUUUCAGCACAAUGACGAGUGGUUUGGGUACUCGAAUUCCUUUAGCCAGACCAUAUGAGAAACCAGAAACUGGAUGGACUCAGGCUAUGCUUUGACCUUGGAUCUUUCUCUGGCUUCCUGGAUAUGUCUUCCAUCAGAUGCCCACUGUUAUCUGUGGAAGCUUCAUUAGGCAGUGUAAGCUUCUAAUAUUACUAAUAAACUGUCCCCUUUGUGGGCACUGGAAACUGCUGCAGAGCUUGCUCAGUUCUCUUUGCAAUGCUAUUUCUUGGCCAGCCAUUUGGAAUUGUUGACGUAACCAUGCAAUGUGAUGUGCUGACCUUUCAUGCGAAUCUCUUCUUAUGAGCAUCUCGCCAGGCAUCUGAUUUGUGAUUUAGAAUAAUAGAAGGCUGCUAGGAACCAUCAACUUCUCUCUGACCUGGAGUAUUUUCACCCAUGUAACUGCUAAACCUCUUAAUUCAGUAAAACCCAGAUACUUACCUAGCUAUCAAAAACUUAAAAUAUAUCUGAGCCCAUCCUCUCCCUUAAAAAAAAAAUCUGGAUUAAGGCCCAGUUUGACCAGGGCUAGCAUAUAUCUGUUAGGUACAAGUGUAAAUAAAACUCCCAUACCAAUUUUUUUGUGCCUUCCUUUCCUUUGCACCUAGAGUGAAGUCAAAUAAGUAAAAAUACACCUUGAUAAUUGAAUAUCAAGAAUGAAGGAGAUGAGUGCAUAUGUAUUUCUGUUUUCUUUUAAAUUUCUUUACAAGAAGAAAGCAUCUUAAAUAAUUAGAUCUGAAUGUUAAUGGAUUUCAUCUCUCAAAUGUACACACAUAUGAUUAAUGGUCUGGAUUAAUGGUCAGAGCAAAAGACAAAAUAUCUCUGUCUCUAUUUGAAGUUUUUCAAUCUGAGCAUUUGAUUUUACUGCAGCAACUCAAGCUGCCACAGAAAGGUGGACUGACAAAAGGGAUUCACAAUGCUUGUCAGUGGUUCCCUGGUGGUAGCAAGAUAUAAUAUCAUCUGCUGGAUCUGACUGCACCAAAGAGCAAGUCCCACCCUUACAGCUUUCUGGCAUGGCUUUAGCUUUUAUAGACAGGGCAGAAACAAUGAUCAUUAUGAAGAGAAUUAAAAUGAAAUCCCGGUAGGCUUCUUCCAGCACCAGGAAACUUAUAAGACACAUAAUUAACAGUUUUGACUGUUGGUCUCCCUUUGGCUAUAUCUUUUUAUGGUCCACACAGUAUUCUACAAAACAACUCUUUUAGUUUUUAUGGGCAUACAAUUUUGGAAUUAAUUCACCUGAGUGAUAUCAAUACUGUCAAUUUCAAGAUGUUGCUGAAAACAUAGAAUUGCUUUAUUAAAACAUCCAUGACUUAACUUAAAAUCAUAAUCAUUGCUUUUGUUUGUUAAGUGUGCAGGUUGAUGUGUGCAAGUGUGCAUAUAUGUUAGGGUAGGUUUUGUAUGUACAUAGCUUUAAUAUUCCUAAGCUAUUCUUAGACUAAAGUCUUAUUGGAAUUUGCCAUGCCUUAAUAUUGAUUUUGUGAAUGAGAAGUCUUUCACAGGUAACUAUAAAGAGUUUGGAAUCAACCUCAGAAUGAAAAUACUGUAAGUAUACAAACCUUCUUUGACAUUGUUGUUGAGAGUCUCACAAAUGCUUUUGGAUUUCUUUUUAACCUUGCAAUUAUAAGCUCCUAAGUAUGCAGAAUAUUUAUAAAUGAUUUUACCUUGAGUUCCAGUCUUAUUUCUGAGAAAUGUGGGCAGCACUGUCCUUGCUCCAAAGUCAAGUGGUUCCUCUGUGGUUCAGAAGUGGCUAGUCUUACUUCUCUGUCUGAUUGCUUCCUAUACAGAAUGCAAGCAAGUCUGAGUAUGAAGACAAAGACGGAUCCUCCCUCUGCUGUGUAUUUCUCUGCAAUUCUCUUCUGGCUUUUCAUUCUACUUUUAUUGCCAAAUCAAAGUAAUUGAUGUUGAUUUAUAUUUUCUGAUAUUAUAAAGGGCAAUCACAAAACAUGAUGGGCUUUACCCUCAUAGCCCCAAUGCUGUAUAUGUUAACAGUGUAUCCUGUUAUUUUAAAGCAUAAAUAUCGAGAAGUUUUCAGUGUGUUUAACUUUUAUUGAAGUCUAAUAUAGUGCAUAUUUGGUCUUUUAAAAUUAUCUUUUACAAUUAUUCAUGUAUAAGAAAAACAAUAAAAGUGAUAUUUACCCCAAA